Aspergillus candidus is the source of this 974-nucleotide messenger RNA. Its product is annotated as defective in cullin neddylation 1 family protein. Gene Ontology annotation, cellular component: ubiquitin ligase complex. The transcript has 5 exons. The record is from RefSeq and is a predicted model, not a curated record. Bases 168 to 953 code for a protein of 261 amino acids. Gene Ontology annotation, molecular function: ubiquitin conjugating enzyme binding; cullin family protein binding; ubiquitin-like protein binding. Lineage: Eukaryota; Fungi; Ascomycota; Eurotiomycetes; Eurotiales; Aspergillaceae. Gene Ontology annotation, biological process: protein neddylation; positive regulation of ubiquitin-protein transferase activity.
GUUCGUCUGAUUCUCACCUUGUCUUAUAAUCUCCUCCUCUCUGUCUAACAGAAGAGACACCCACGUCACCCCGCCUCACCCCCUCACCUCCUCGACCCCCGAUCCUCGACCCCUCAACCGCACGUACCCGCAGGGCCACUGCCACCCGCCGACUCGCACCCCCCACUAUGCCGCCAUACUCGAGUCAGCAGAAACAGCAAAUCACCCAGUUUAUCAACUUCACACAAGCCAAGGACACGGUGGCUGCUAAAUUCUUAAGGGCGGCUCGGUGGAAUGUAGAAGAAGCCGUCGAUGCCUACUUCCAAAGCCCCCAAGGCACAGGGGGGGCCAACACAUCAUCCCUAGGCAAGAUCUUCGACAGCUAUCGCGAUGACCCCCAAGAUAACCCCGACGGGAUCGGCAUCGACGGCGCGAUGAAAUACCUCGGCGAUAUCCACGUCCAGCUCGACGAGAUCACCUGUCUUGGUAUUGCCGAGCUGCUCAAGUCGCCGUCUAUGGGGGAGUUUACGCGCGAGAACUUCCUAGCGGGGUGGAGAGCAGUGGGAUGCGACACCCUCGACAAAAUGAUCGCCUACGCAAACUCCCUCCGCACCCGCAUCCCCACCGAACCAGACCUCUUCCGCCGCAUCUACCGCUACACGUUCCCGCUCUGCCGCAUGCAAGGGCAGCGCAACCUGCAAUUCGAGAUCGCCAGCGAACAGUGGACGCUGUUCUUCACGGCCGACAACGGCGGCGUGCAGUGGGAUACGCCCACGACGCCGUGGCUGGAGUGGUGGAUUGCGUUCCUGGAGGAGCGCGGCCGGAAGCCCGUGAAUAAGGAUCUGUGGGAGCAGCUGGAGGUGUUUAUGCGGAAGACGCGCGAGGAUGAGCGCUUUGGGUGGUGGAGUGCGGAUGGGGCGUGGCCGGGGGCGUUGGAUGAUUUUGUGGCGUGGGUGCAGGAGAAGAGGGGGUGAUUUUUAUAGCUUUCUUUUGUU